AUGUCUUCUUCUAUUAACUCUUCUUCUAUUUUAUCUUCUUCUUCUUCUUCUUCUUCGGUGUGGUGGAAAGAUCUUAUCUCAAUCGGUAACAUUUCGGUGGAGGAUCCGUUAGUGGUGAAUAGUAGAAUAGCGAUUGGGAACGGGUGUACCACUCCGUUUUGGGAAUCGUGUUGGAUAGACGACCUUACCCUUAAGGUUCGUUUUCCUAGGCUUUAUUCGGUUUCUUCUUUGAAGAGGGUGGCGGUGGCUUGUAUGGGUGGUUGGGUAGACGGUAUUUGGAAGUGGGGGAAUUUCGGGGUUAGUACGGGUGAGGAAGCCGUUCCGGAGGUGGGGUCCGAGAUGGACUUGCUUAGUUCUUUGUUGUUAGGCCGUGAGGGCCCGAAGGAAGGUAGAGACAAGAUCAAGUGGAGUGGGACGGGUGACGGUGUAUUUUCCGUGGCCUCUUGUUAUGAUUUUAUUGCCGGUUUUUCUUACCCGCGUGGUCCUCUCAAUAGAUUUGAGGGAGCAAAGGAUUUAAUUUGGAAGAUUCAAGUGCCUUUCAAAAUUAAGGCGUUUGGUUGGAGGCUUUUAAUCAAUAGGCUUCCAACUAAGGAUUUAUUGGCAUAUAGGGGUGUUAAUUUGUCUAUAGAUAACUCUUUUUGUGCGUUUUGUGGGGUUAUUCCGGAAAGUUGUGAACAUUCUUUUUUCAAGUGUGACAAGGCGAAAUUGGUUUGGAGAGAAAUUGCGGUGUGGAUUGGGAAACCGGAGAACGGUGCGGAAGAAGAAUGCUUAGCUAGCUUUAUGGAUUGGUACCUCUUUUGUAAAAAAAAGAAAGUUAAAGAAGGAAAAUGUGGUGUGAUUUGGUUGGCUAUUUUGUGGAUAUUUUGGUUGACUAGGAAUGGUUUUUGUUUCCGGAAUGAAGGUUGGGUUGUGGAUAAUACGGUGUGGAAUAUUAAAUCUUUGUUAUGGAAGUGGUCGUUUUGCGGGGAAAUUACGCAUCCAAUAUAUAGUUUCUAUGAGUUUACAAAGGAUCCUUUGUUGUUUCUCUCUUAA
Molecule: messenger RNA, 1032 nt
Organism: Vicia villosa (hairy vetch)
Lineage: Eukaryota; Viridiplantae; Streptophyta; Magnoliopsida; Fabales; Fabaceae
Exons: 1
Coding region: 1-1032 (343 amino acids)
Source: RefSeq, a predicted model, not a curated record